Molecule: messenger RNA, 816 nt
Organism: Hansenula anomala
Lineage: Eukaryota; Fungi; Ascomycota; Saccharomycetes; Phaffomycetales; Wickerhamomycetaceae
Gene: RPN12
Product: proteasome regulatory particle lid subunit RPN12
Exons: 2
Coding region: 1-816 (271 amino acids)
Biological process (GO): proteasome-mediated ubiquitin-dependent protein catabolic process
Cellular component (GO): nucleus; proteasome regulatory particle; cytosol
Source: RefSeq, a predicted model, not a curated record
AUGCCUUCUUUAGAAGAUCUCACAAAGCAAUUGAAAUCAGCGUUUGAAGCUAAGCAAUACUCUAAAACAGAAGAGUUAUUAUCACCAAUCAAGAUACUUUUAAUUCAAAAUGAUCUGUUGAUUCCAAAUUAUCAAAAAAUAAAUAAAGAUCCACAUUAUGUUGAAGAUUUAGUUAUAUCAAGAUCCAUAUUAGAAAUUGGUGCAUUAUCUUCCAUCAAUUCACAAGAUUUUGAUAGAUUUGAAAACUAUCUACAACAAUUGAAAGUUUUCUAUUUCAAUACAGUUAGUAAUGAACAAUUAUCUAAAUCAGUCAACAAGAGUAAAUUAAUAAGUUUAUAUUUGUUGUUAUUAUUAUCAAAGGGUGACGUUGUGAAAUUUCACACUGAAUUGGAAUUUUUGGGUAAUCAUCUGAAAAAUAUUGAGAAUGAUUUGUAUUUGAGUUAUCCAAUCAAGAUUGAGAAUUGGUUAUUAGAAGGUUAUUAUGAUAAAGCUUGGGAAUUAAUAUCUAGUAAGAAUUCUGAGGAAAAAAUUAAAUUAAAAGAAUUCAACAUUUUCAAUGAUACAUUAUUACAAGCAAUUAGAUUUGAAAUAUCAAGAUCAAUAGAGAAGACUUAUAAAAAAUUACCAUUUUCAAAUGCCAAAUAUUUAUUAUUUUUAAACAGUGAAAAAGAAGUUGAAGCAUUUGCCAAGGAACAAAAUUGGGAAUAUUCAAACGGUGAAUUACUAUUCAACCUAAGUGCUAAAGAGGAUAAAUUUGGAUUCACUCAAGAUGAAGAAGAUUCACAAUUAAACAAUAGUGAGAAAUUGAGAAAUUGA